GUAUGGAACACGCCGGUGAAUCAGAAAAGCAAAAAAAAUGUAGGAUAAGUUGGAAAAAUAUGAACGUGGUGAAAACGUUUCUUGAGACCUGUAUCCAUGAGAUUUCCGUAAACGGGCGGGAAGGUAGUAGUCUGAAAGCACUUUCUUGGAAGAAAGUUGCUGACGUUUUGAAUGGGACUCAUAAGUUUUCUGUUGAUCGAAAGCAAAUGAAAAAUCAUUAUGAUUAUCUUAAAGGAAAAUAUGGAGCCUGGUUACUGCUCAAAAAUAAAACAGGCAAUGUGUAUGAUCCGUCCACCAACACAUUUAAUCUUACGCCCGAGGAAUGGGAGGUUGAAAUUAAGAAAAAUAAGUACAUUGAAACUUUGAGGACUACAUCGCUUCCAUUCCCUGAACUUUGUGCACAACUAUUUGAUGGGUCUGUUGCAACGGGCGUUGAGAGUUGGGGACCCACUUCAACUGAACCUAUGCCACAUGGACAUACUUCAUCUGAUGGUCCAAUUGUGGUUGAAGAAGAAGUGGAGUUUGAAGGUGCACAAGAUAUGUCUACAUCAACCGGUCAAUGUUCGAAAUCAAAAAAACUCAAAACUAAGGGCAAACAAGCAAAUUCAGCCAUUGAUGAAGAAGUUUUGACUGUGAUUCGCUUAGUUGCUUCAAAACAUGCGAAGCCCGAAGCACCUUCAAAACCUGAACCACCAACUUUUGAUGAUUGCAUGAACAAACUAAAAAUGCUUGGAUGGGAAGGAGAUGACCCACUCUACGGAGUUGCCCUCGCAAUAUUUUGUGAUCCAAAUGAUCUUUAUCGCGAAGCAUGGAUGAAAAUUGAAGCGGAACUCCUCCCAAAUUGGGUCAAAAUGAUUGGGAAAAAAAUAGGAUUUAUGUAGGUUGUUAGUUCUCGUGCAUUUCUUUGAGCGUAUUCAGGACUACAUUUGGUAUUUAUGACUCUUGUUUUUUUUUUUGGAUGAUUUAUGACUCUUGUUUGUAUUUUUA
Molecule: messenger RNA, 987 nt
Organism: Cuscuta epithymum
Lineage: Eukaryota; Viridiplantae; Streptophyta; Magnoliopsida; Solanales; Convolvulaceae
Source: the annotation of a GenBank genome assembly